AUGAUUCUUCUGUGGAUCAUCGGUUGGGCGGUCCUUCCGUUUAUUCAAUCUGUGGCCAUAGUUGACACUUCUAUUGCAUGUGAUAAGACAGACUUUCUUCUAAAAAUCAAAUUUGACGAAGUAUUUCAUGGCACAAUACAAAGUCGUUCAGGCCAUCCAAAGUGUAUUUAUGCAAAUGGAACAUUACAACCAGAUACGAAAUAUCAGUUGAAGAUUCCAUUGAAAGGAUGCUCAACGAAGGAGAACGGAGAGGGAAACCUAGAAAAUGAAAUUGAAGUUGUCAUGGGUUCGAAUAAUGACUUCAACGUGGAAACUGACAAAAGGUUUCUCCUAACUUGCAUUCCAGCAGCGCCUGUACCAAAAGAAUCACAAGUUACAGUAUCCUUCGGAGGAAUUACGAUAAAUUCGGAUGCCACGACCGCAAGUAGUAUUCUGAAUAAUCAGACGGUUGACUACCGCGUACGCGUCCUCGAUGGCGCAAGCCUUGACGCCAAACAAUUGCAACGUCCAUUGGCAGUCGGAGACAAAGUGACGUAUACUGUUGAAAUGAAAGAUGAUCAAAAUGGACGAAUCGGACGGUGUUGGGCAAAUGAUGGGAUCUCGGAACUGCCGUUAUCGGAUUCUCAAGGAUGCUCUCUGCAGACUUCCGGAGAGGUGUGGGGUGACUUUGAAGUGUCUCGUCGUGACGGAAAAACCAUUUUCUACAACCACAUCAAAGCGUGGGCAUUCCCUACGAGUAAUGAAGUGAAUAUCUUCUGUAACCUCCACGUCUGUGUCACUUGCUCUCAACCAUCGUGCCGUGGCAGAGAACGUCGUCAUCACCCGGAAACUCCAGUAUCUGACCCCUUCAGUUCAUCGAUAGACGUCUCCGACAUCUCACCUCCAAUAGCUGUCCGAACAUCGUUCCGAUUGAAACGAGAGAAUCAAGCUCGUCUCGAGACAUCUCCGACGUCUUCAUUUUCUUCCUCUUCCUCUAAUUCUUCUCCUUCUGCCAAUCACGUCUUCCUCGUGCCGCUUCUCUUAAUCGUUGCUUCAGGUGUCUUCUCCUUGUUCUGA
This is a messenger RNA of Caenorhabditis remanei, 1056 nucleotides long. RefSeq lists its product as uncharacterized. The coding region runs from base 1 to 1056 and encodes 351 amino acids. NCBI's taxonomy places the organism in Eukaryota, Metazoa, Nematoda, Chromadorea, Rhabditida, Rhabditidae. The transcript has 9 exons. The record is from RefSeq and is a predicted model, not a curated record.